UUUGUUAUUGACAAAAUAACAGAACAAUUUUAAAUUUAUUUAAUCGAUCACAUAGGAAUAUUUUCGUAAAACAAAUAUAAUUCCAUUUGAAUCAUCGACGUGUAACGUCGGAUAAAACUAGGAAAAGUCUGAAAAGCUAAAAAUGAUGGUAGUGCCAAGGAUAAAAUGGAUUAUUUUAGUAUUUAUGUUUAUGGCUAUAUUAAGUUCACAUUCAGCGCCUUCUACUUCAAAUAGUAAAAAGAAAACACGCAUUUUAAACAUCGCAGUUAUUGGAGCCGGUGCAUCUGGUCUUGCGGCUACAAAGAGAUCACUCGAUGAAGGACAUAAUGUGACAGUUUAUGAACAAGGCGAAGCUGUUGGAGGGAUCUGGUUCUAUACAGAUAAAAUCGGAAAAGACGAGUACGGUAUUAAUAUUCACACUCCAAUGUAUCAGGGAUUGAGAACGAAUUCACCAUAUCAAACAAUGGAGUUUCCCGGAUAUUCUUAUCCAAAUAAUACGCCAUCGUAUCCAACACAGAAACUGGUGUUAGAAUACUUAAAUUCUUAUGCCGAUUAUUUCAAAUUAAAUGAGCAUAUAAAAUGUCAUCAUCCAGUUAUCAAGGUUUCUCCAGUUAAAAGCCCAAAUAUCCAGCGAACAAAGUGGAUAUUAACUUUGAGGGAUUUGGCCAAAAACAAAACUGUCGAAAGUGAAGUAUACGACGCUGUUUUUGUUUGCACAGGUGUAGCUUCGUCGCCAAACAUUCCAAAAAUUCCAGGGGACGACACAUUCAAUGGAAAAAUUAUUCAUAGUCAUGAUUAUCGUCGAGCUGACGCAUUUAAAGGUGAAAAUGUUUUGGUUAUUGGUGGCGGAGCAAGUUCAAAUGACAUAUUAGACCAAUUGAUCAAUGUUGCUAAUCAAGUAACAUGCAGCCAACGUAGCGAUCAAGAUGGAAUGUCAGAAGAAGACACAGAAACGUAUGAGAUUUCCUUAAAAACUACAGAUGAACAAAUUGUCACAUAUAAAGAUGAUGUAAAGUGCUUAACGCCAAAUGGCGCAAAAUUUAUUGAUGAUACAGAACAAAAUUUCACCGUUAUUAUUUACGCAACAGGUUAUAGGUAUUCGUUUCCAUUUUUGGGCGAAGAAAUUGGUAUCAGUAUCGAUGAAAACUGCGUGGAACCAUUGUAUAAACAAAUUUUAAACAUUAAGUAUCCAACCAUGGCUUUUAUUGGAAUACCGCAGGUAGCAGUCAACAAUCGCAUGUAUGAUUUGCAGGCACAUUUUGCAUUGCAAUUCAUCUCUGGUGCAAUUAAAAUGCCGAAAGAAACCGAGAUGAUGGUGGAUACAAUAGUUCAAACUCAACACCAUUUAAACCAAGGAUUUCGCAAAAAAGAAAUGCAUAUCUUAGGUCUGGAACACAAGAAAUAUUAUAAAGUAAUUGCGGAAACUCACG
This is a messenger RNA of Contarinia nasturtii (swede midge), 1430 nucleotides long. Its product is annotated as senecionine N-oxygenase-like. The transcript has 6 exons. Gene Ontology annotation, molecular function: NADP binding; flavin adenine dinucleotide binding; N,N-dimethylaniline monooxygenase activity. NCBI's taxonomy places the organism in Eukaryota, Metazoa, Arthropoda, Insecta, Diptera, Cecidomyiidae. The annotation marks the transcript as partial. The record is from RefSeq and is a predicted model, not a curated record.